AGCAGCAUGCCGGCGUAUCACUCGGAGCUCAACGAGCUGAAGGCGCAGGAGGCCUGCGGCUGCGCCAUCCUGCCCAUCAAGACGCGCGCGCGAGGACCCGCUCCCCCCGCGCCCGAGGACCAGUCCGACAUCGUGGACGAGAUCCUCACGCUCUUCCGCGCCAACGUGCUGUUCACCAACUUCGAGAUCAAGGGCAACGCCGACCGCGUGCUCAUCUACGGCACGCUCUUCGUGCACCUGUGCCUCAAGAAGCUGGACAGAUGCAACACCAAGACCGACGCCACGCGUAUCCUGCAGCAGACGGCGGUGGACUCAUUCGCGAUCCCCGGGGACUCAAGCUUCCCUCUGGGAGGUCUGGUGCGCGCGCCGUCGAGCGCGAACGAAGCAGAAACUAUCCGCGGGUUCUUCAAGCAGCUACGUGAAGCCAUCGCCUUUCGCCUGGUGGACGAGGUGUUCCCGAACGGAGAGAAGAGCAAGUGGUGGAUGCUGUUCGCCAAGCGAAAAUUCAUGAACAAGGAGCUGUCGCGUUAG
This is a messenger RNA of Phytophthora sojae, 531 nucleotides long. RefSeq lists its product as hypothetical. Gene Ontology annotation, biological process: regulation of actin filament polymerization; Arp2/3 complex-mediated actin nucleation. The transcript has 3 exons. Lineage: Eukaryota; Oomycota; Peronosporomycetes; Peronosporales; Peronosporaceae. The record is from RefSeq and is a predicted model, not a curated record. Gene Ontology annotation, cellular component: cytoskeleton; Arp2/3 protein complex. Bases 7 to 531 code for a protein of 174 amino acids. Gene Ontology annotation, molecular function: actin filament binding.